AUGUCCGUGAGUUCUGGAGCUUUCCGUGAGGUGUUGAGCAGCACAGCCGAGAGGGAGCAGUAUAAAUUACUCUGCCCGGACAACACUUGGAAGCCAGUCCACGAAUAAAAGCAGUGUCACCUAGCCAGGGUCCCUUCUCGGGCUGUGGUGGCCCGGACUGAGGACGGCAGGGAGGACGCCAUCUGGCAAAUUCUCCGACAGGCACAGGAAACGUUUGGAAAAAACAAGUCGUCCGCAUUCAAGCUCUUCAGCUCCCUUGGGCGGAAAGAUCAAGUGUUCAAGGAUUCCACCAUUGGGUUUUUGAGAGUGCCCCCAAUGAUGGAUGCUAAGCUGUACCUGGGAUCUGGCCACGUCCUUGCGGUCCAGAACCUGAAAGAAAAGGAGGAAGAAGUAGCAGCUCGAAGGUCCCGGGUUGCUUGGUGUGCGGUGGGGACGGACGAACUGCGCAAGUGUGAGCGCUGGAGUGGCGUGAGCCAGGGCCGCGUGACCUGCGCCUCGGCCCCCACCACGGAAGACUGCCUGGCCAGCAUCCUGAGAGGAGACCGUUUGGACGGUGGCUUCAUCUACACCGCGGGCAAGUGUGGGUUGGUGCCCGUCCUGGCUGAGAACCAGCAAACCCCAAAGAGUAACGGGUCCGAUUGUGUGACUCGACCCCCCCAAGGGUACCUCGCUGUGGCAUUAGUCAGGAAAGAAAACACUGAAAUUACCUGGAAGUCUCUGGAAGGCAAGAAGUCCUGCCACACCGCCGUGGGCAGGACGGCAGGCUGGAACAUUCCCAUAGGCCUGCUCUUCAACCAGACAGGCUCCUGCAGGUUUGGUGAAUUCUUCAGCCAAAGCUGUGCCCCUGGGUCCGACCCCACGUCCAGUCUCUGUGCUCUGUGCGUCGGGGACGAGAUGGGCGAGCACAAGUGCGCAUCCAACAGCAGCGAGCGAUAUUUCGGCUACACGGGGGCUUUGAGGUGCCUGGUGGAGAAGGCAGGAGACGUGGCAUUCGUGAAAGAUUCUACUAUCUUCCAGAAUGCUGAAGGGAAGAACACGGCAGCGUGGGCUAGUGACCUGAAACUCGAGGACUACGAGCUCCUGUGUCUGGACGGCUCCCGGAAGCCUGUGACGGAGGCUCGAAGCUGCCAUCUGGCAAUGGCCCCAAACCAUGGCGUCGUGUCUCGGACAGACAAGGUCGCCAUCGCUGAGCAAGUGCUGCUGCAGCAACAGGCUGAGUUUGGGAGACAUGGACCCAAGUGCCCGGGUGAGUUCUGCCUGUUCCAGUCUGAAACGAAAAACCUCCUGUUCAACGACAACACGGAGUGCCUGGCCCAACUCCAGGGGAAAACGACCUACCAGAAAUUCCUCGGCCACGAGUACGUCACGGCCACGGCCACGCUGACCCAAUGCACGACCUCCCCACUCCUGGAUGCCUGUGCCUUCCUGGAGAAGUAAAACUGCCACACACACAAAAAA
Molecule: messenger RNA, 1458 nt
Organism: Perognathus longimembris pacificus (Pacific pocket mouse)
Lineage: Eukaryota; Metazoa; Chordata; Mammalia; Rodentia; Heteromyidae
Gene: Ltf
Product: lactotransferrin
Biological process (GO): antibacterial humoral response; iron ion transport
Cellular component (GO): plasma membrane; recycling endosome; extracellular region
Source: RefSeq, a predicted model, not a curated record